UUCGCUCGGGGCAGCCGCACCCAAAGCUCUGCGGGGCCGGGCAGGGGGUCCCGAGCGCCGGAGCCUCCGUGGGAUUCGCGGCGCCCUCCCCGGGGUGAGGAAGGUGCGGCCUGGGGUCCACGGGGAGGGAGGAGGAGGCUCAGGACGUCCCGCUGCACCCUCGGGUUUCCUGGGCUCCCUCCCGGCUCGGUCCCAGUUUCGCUUUCGGCUGCGGCUUCGCCGCGGCCCGAGGGGUCCCGGGGGUGGUCCCGGGGGUGCCUCCGGGAGCGCUCGCGGUUCUCGGUGCGCCAUCCCCAGCUCUGCACCGCCAUGGACUUUCUCCCCCCCAGCUCUGCUCUGGUGCCACUGCUGCUCCUUCUGGCCGUGUCCACUCCCAGCAGCUGCUGCUCCUUUGGCUUUAACCCCAUCAGCAGCACCUUCAGCGCCCACCUGAACAACCUGACCCCCUGGCUGCUCCUCGACUACCCUGUGGCGAUGCCCAGCAACCUGGAGCCAGACAGCAGCUGCUCUGAUCUCUGGGGCCUUCACUUCGGGGCACUGGCUCUGCAGCGAAUGUUAGGGGUGGCAGGGAAGGAUUUGGCGCCCCUGCUCAGGACCCUCCUUGCCCAGCUCCACUUUGUGGCCGAGUGUCACAUCCAGGACCCCCAGGGCUGUGUCCGGCUGGAGACGGUGAAUGUGUCGCAGCUACUGGAGACCCUGGCGCAGCACCUGGGGGGGCUGCAAGGGAGACCCCCCCACUUCCCUGGCUGCGCCCGCUUGCGCUGCCACCCAGGCCCAACACUGACCAGCCCAGCAGUGCGGCACGAGGGGACCUUGGGGGCCAGGCAGGGACCCCCCAGCCCUGCUGGACAUGGGCUGGUGCUGCUGGGGGGAGUUGGGGGGGCCCUGGGCCUGGCAGCAGCGGCCUGGGUGCUGUGGAGGAGACCCUGUGCCCAGCUCUCACAGGGACCCCCGACAUCGGAGCAGGAUGGGACCUGAGCAGCUGAGCAGUACUUGGGGACAAACACAGGCCUGAGCCACUGGUGAGAGAUAGGGACCCCCCAGUUCCCUGCUGGAAGCCCUUGGGGGCUACACCGGGAUCUCCUGGAGCCACGGAGAGAUGACAGGGCCCAGCCUGGCCCCCUGCAGUGCCCAUAAAGCUGAUGUUGACACCUGGACUCUGACCCUACUCUGGGAGGAACUAGGUGGACUGGGA
Messenger RNA from Pseudopodoces humilis (Tibetan ground-tit), 1195 nucleotides. Lineage: Eukaryota; Metazoa; Chordata; Aves; Passeriformes; Paridae. The record is from RefSeq and is a predicted model, not a curated record.